AUGACCACCACCACCUCUACAUCCCUGGUAGAAACAGUGAACAUCAAUGUGGACGACUUUUCAGAGACAUUCCUAACAUGCUCAACGUGUCUCUAUACUUAUGACGGGAACACCCGAAAACCAAAACUCCUUCCGUGCUCUCACUCGGUUUGUUUGUACUGCGUGACCCAGUUAGCUGAAUUAGCUCCAGAGACAAUUCCACCAACGAUCCGAUGUCCCCUAUGCCGUGAGAUCUGUGCUAUUCCACACGGUGGAGUCAUCGCUUUUCCAGCCGCUUUUUUUAUCAAUCAGUUGUUAGAUGUGAUGCAGAGACAACGAAAAGAUGUGGUCCCAUCGUGCUCCAACCAUCCAUCCGAUCAACUUUUGUAUUGCGAAACGUGUGAUUUGGUGUUCUGUGAGCACUGUCAGUCAUCUGUAAUAAAUAAAAAGUGCGACGAGCAUACUGUAGUCCCUCUAUCCAUUGCCAUCAAACGAAUGUCCGAAAUUGUGGUCUAUCGAGCAAAAGGACGUCUUCGAGCACUAGACGACGCCCACGUGGCAGUGAACAAGGAAAUUGUGCAUUUGGACGGGAAUGUGGAUAAGAUUGUGGAGCAGAUCAAUGCAGCUAUACAGGAAGUAUCGAAUUUGGUCGAGAAUCGACGACGUGUACUCAUUGAGACUGUCCGUGUACGGAGAGAUGAGAAACGGAAGGUGUUGAAAGAUCAAUUGGAAGUGAUUCAGGACGAGAAGAAGAAAUUGCAAAAGGAUCUCGAAUCCUGCAAAAUGGACAUUCGCUCGAUGGCUCGACAACUGAAAGACGGAGCGGCUGACGAUAAUUGGCAACGAAGAAUCAUAGAACCCCGAGAAAAUGCGUUUUUGAGAAUCAAUACAAACUCCGAACAAAUGUUAAUUGAUGUGGAAAAGAAUUUGAAUGAGUUUGGAAAGUUGUAUGCGUCCAACACAUUCCCAGGAACAUCUACAAUUGAAGCGCCAAGCCACAUGGGAGUCCACGUGGAGAAUAUGUGUACCUUGAUAACUCGCGACGUGGACGGAAUCGCACGAAAAACGGGUGGAGAUCCGGUGGAAGUCGAUUUGGAGCUAGUUGCUCUGGAUGCUCAUCUAUCCACCAAUCGGCUAGCAGAUGCAUCCAAGAAACGAGCAGAGGAAGAAGUCAAGAAUAUCAGAGUGACAGAUGAUAAUGAUGGGACUUAUCAAUUGGGUUUCAAACUAACCCAUCCCGGUGACUAUCAAAUCUCAGUGAAAAUCUUUGGCCGCCCAGUUGCCAAUAGUCCCCUCCAGAUUCGAAUCGACAAUUGGCACUGCUAUGAUUGGCAGAUGCCAGUCACAUUUUUGUAUCCAACGAAGUGUUGGUGGGAUGAGCCGAGCAAGCGGAUGUUUGUUCUAGAUUCUGGGAACAAGAGAGUUAGGGUGCUGAAGGAGGACGGAGAUGUGAUAACGGAUCCAGUGCUAAGUUUUCCAGUUCGCGAAACGAAGGGAGCCGAAGUGAAGUGUGUAGCCGUCGGGAUGGAUGAUGACGUCAUCGUGGGGACGACAGAUGAGUUGCUUCUGUAUGAUUCGGCUGGAAGGAUGUUGAGGAAGUUGAAUGUGUCACCACCUGGGACACCAAUGCCCAAGCAUGGCGGCCGCUUCAACGUAACCACAGUAACCUGCGACGUCUCUACCGGCCAAAUCGUUGUCAUCUUCACUGACAAGAUCAUGGAUCGCACAACUAUCGGCGUAGUCAGCUACAAGGGCGACUUCCUGUACUCUAUUGAGCCAGGAGCCCAGGAGAAGUUCCAGGCGCCAUGUGGCAUUUUUGUGCACAAGAACAAGGCGUUUGUGACGGAUUUCGAGAGCAAUACAGUGAGAAGCUACAAGUACAAGUGA
Molecule: messenger RNA, 1866 nt
Organism: Caenorhabditis briggsae
Lineage: Eukaryota; Metazoa; Nematoda; Chromadorea; Rhabditida; Rhabditidae
Gene: Cbr-nhl-3
Product: Protein CBR-NHL-3
Exons: 11
Coding region: 1-1866 (621 amino acids)
Biological process (GO): positive regulation of DNA-templated transcription
Cellular component (GO): chromatin; nucleoplasm
Molecular function (GO): zinc ion binding; ubiquitin-protein transferase activity
Source: RefSeq, a predicted model, not a curated record